Molecule: messenger RNA, 1288 nt
Organism: Caenorhabditis sp. 36 PRJEB53466
Lineage: Eukaryota; Metazoa; Nematoda; Chromadorea; Rhabditida; Rhabditidae
Source: the annotation of a GenBank genome assembly
AUGGAUGAUAGCAAGCAGGCGCGUUUCCAUAAUCUUCUCAUUCGACCGAAUAUCGGCGAAUUUCUCGGCUCGUUCUUCUUCUCGUUCACAGGUGAGCAGGUGUUUUUUUAGCCUUAAAAAAGCGGAAACGUACAAUUAUGAAAAUUACAGCAUGUUUUGCCGGACAACAUCAGCGCUCGAACGACGUCACCUAUCCUAUUCUCUGUGCCCUUUCUCUCUACAUUUCAAGAAGUUUGGUGGCUCAUCUAACUCCGGCUCAUUUGAAUCCAGGUAUUACAGGGAGUUCAAAAGCUAUUACAACACUCUUAGACUUGUACAAUUGGCCCUAUCUAUAAAAUCCAACUUUCCGAACGGGUUUACUAUUCGCGGACUGUAGAAUUGAAUUUCAGCUCAAUCUGAUCCAAAUAGUACUUUUGAAUGGUUUCAGCCAUCUUUCUAAAUAGUCCGAGUAUUAUUCAUUUUCAAAAAAAAAAAACUAAAAAUUACAGCCGUCACCCUUCUUCAAUGGCUCCGAAACGAGGUGCCUCUCGUGCUCGCCUUCACGUUUGUCUUCGUCCAAUUCAUCGGAUUUCUGUUCGGUGUGACUCUGUUCCGAGCACUGGUCACUCAAACCGAAUUCAACGACUACAUUGUCAUGUACGAGAUUGUCGCAGUGGAUGGAAUACGCAAGAUCAAUCGGCUUCAGGUGAUUUUCGGCAUCUACUUUCCUAUUUCCAUCAGAAUCGACUGAGCACUUUUAUUUUCACCGAAAAAUUGCGAAUUUCUAGGCAUUCCUGCUCGAAAUCGUUCUUUCUCUUCUCUUCUUCAUGACGUAUCAACUGGAGCGACGCCAAGAGCUCCCCGUGGCUGCUUCAUGGGUAAGAAAUGGAAAAAUAGGAGUCAGUUUCGAGAAACACUGGGAAAUUUGACGGGAAUUGCGAGAAAUAGGCUUUUCCCCAAAAAUUGACAUGAGAAUUGGAGGAAAUCGGGAAAAAAUGUUUCUGAAUUUGCAGGGAUUCAUCCAAUUCGUCUCAUAUCCGCUUUUCGGCUUCACCUCCAACACUUCCCUCCUUCUCGUCACUUCGACCGUAUCCUACAUCUUUUCCCCGCUCACCACACCGUCUUUCCUACUGCUAUACCUCAAUGUGUUCGCUUCUCUGAUUGCCGUUCUACUGUCAUGGGUCAUUGAUUUGUAAGUUUUCUAUUGAACACUUUGAUUUUUUUAACAAGAAAUUUCAGAGCCACCCGCCCCACUACCUAUUUGGCUUCUUCCGAACUUUCAGACAAAAAUAAAAUCGAGUAUAAAUAA